ACUUCAACUACUCACAUUCAUAGCCAAACGAUGUCGACAAGUGAAGUGAGGACUGAGCAAUAAACUUACGUUAAAACGUAACGAUCAGAUUUUACUUUAAAAGUUAUUGGUAUAUAAUAUUGAUAAUGAAGACAAAUUUGUAAAAGUGCGUUGUGAUUUUACUGUAGGUAAUAAUUAAUACGUGGUGAAAAUAAACUUUAUAUUUUUGGAUAUUGCCUUGACUUAUAUGUUUUAAAAAGUUUACCGUGGACUUUUUGAGCUUGUGAAAGUAUAUAAUUAAACAUAAAUGCAACAUGGACCACUUAGACGAUUCAGAGAACAAUGCGAAGAUAUCAGAUUCUGCCUAUUCAAACAGCUGCAGCAACAGUCAAUCGCGGAGGAGUCAUAGUUCCAAGUCUACACAUUCUGGGAGCAACUCAAGUGGAAGCAGUGGAUAUGGAGGGAAGCCGUCCACUUCUGGAAGCAGCAACAACUUGGGCCAGCCGCCCAAGAAAGAAAAGGAGUCGAAGAAAAAGAAGUUACCGCAAAUAGAAACAAUCGUCUCCGAUGCAAUCGUUGAGGCGGAGGCCCGGGCUCCCGAGCCCGUCCCUGUCUUCGAUGCCCCCAUACAAGAAGAACUCGAAGUUAUCCCGACUCCACCAUCGGUGCAUGCGCAGUCGGAAAAGGGGGUGGAGAAUAUGGACAUAUGCACGUCGGAGCUGAACAGUCUGAAGGAUGAGGUGGUUUCCUGUAACAUGCCUGUUGUCAGUGCGACAGCCAACUACGUCUCCAACCGCAGUCUCCCAGCUAAUUUCUGCAUGGUACCACCUGAACGAUACCAAGAGAUUGGCCGUUACGAGAUGCGAUGUGAGAACACUGAAAAAAUGCGGUGUAAGGAUGGAUUUUCAUGCGUGAUCUCAAUGCAUGACGGCGUCGUAAUGUACACAACAUCAUCAUUGACGUCUACUCUUGGCUUUCCGAAGGACAUGUGGAUUGGCAGGUCUUUUAUAGACUUCGUUCACCCAAGGGACCGCAGCACCUUCGCGUCCCAAAUUACCAACGGAUUGGCAGUUCCAAAAAAUGUUAAUAAUGGUACGAUAGAAAAAGUGUCAAAAGGUUAUGAAAACCGGUUUGUCUUCGACGCUGAACCUGAACACUUAAAUAAAGCUAUUCAAAUAGCCCAAUCCCCAGCUAACUCGGUGUCGACGAUGGUGUGCCGCAUACGCCGCUACAGGGGCCUCACGAGCGGGUUUAGUGUAAAGGACAAGACCGUCAGCUUCAUGCCCUUCCUGCUAAAGUUGACCUUCAAGAAUAUAAGUGAUGAAGAGGGCAAAGUCAUCUAUUUGGUCAUACAAGCUACACCAUUCUUCUCGGCCUUUAAAACACCGAAUGAAGUGGUAAUCAAGGCGGUUCCGUUCGUAAUGCGUCACGCGGCUAAUGGUCAUAUUGAAUACGUGGAUCCCGAGUCAGUACCAUACCUGGGAUAUCUUCCACAAGACCUGGCUGACAAGGAAGCUCUACAGCUCUACCAUCCGGACGACUUGCAUUACCUUCAUCAAGUAUACGAUACCAUAGUCAAGGAAGGCGGACUGCCUAGAUCUAAACCAUACAGGAUGUUGACGCAAAACGGAGACUACCUCAGAUUGGAGACGGAAUGGUCGUCAUUUAUUAAUCCCUGGUCUAAGAAACUAGAGUUUGUGAUUGGAAAACAUCAUAUUAUUGAGGGGCCGAAUAACCCUGAUGUGUUUCAAGUCCCAGAGCCGGAAAAGACCACCAAAUCAUGCGAGGAGGAAAGGAAUAAAAUACAAAAGCUCCGCGACUCUAUCAUACGGACCUUGAAUGAGGUUUUGACCAAGCCGGCUGAAGUUGCAAAGCAACAGAUGAGCAAGCGUUGCCAAGAUCUUGCUUCGUUCAUGGAAAGUCUUAUGGAGGAGGCUCCUAAGACUGAUGAUGAGCUCCGAUUGGAGAUACAGGAUCCUGACCAUAGUUACUAUGAGAGAGACUCGGUGAUGCUCGGCGGUAUAUCGCCGCAUCACGAUUACUAUGACAGCAAGUCCAGCACAGAAACGCCGUUGAGUUACAACCAACUCAACUACAAUGAAACAUUGCAGCGGUAUUUCGAUAGUCACCAACCUAUAUCAUUUGAGGACUACAACACUGUCACCGGCGAAAAUAUUCUUGGACUGAAAGAUGCGAGACCAGUUCCAAAUCAUUGCCUCUCGCCAAUAGCGCAGCAUUCCCGUGACUCCGGUGACUUGACUUGCUCGUCAGAUUCCAAUGGGAUGUUAUGCCUUAACAGCCCAAAUGCGCCGUUCGGGGAUUACCCACCGAUCCGCCUUACAGAGUCCUUGCUUAACAAGCACAACAGUGAAAUGGAGAAGGAACUUUUGAAGAUACAUCGUGAGUCUCGCUCGAGCAGCAAGGGAGAUAGAGAAAAGAAUUCGAAUGAAAACAGACAGAAGAAGAAGGAACAUUUAGCACGCUGUAACGCGUCCUAUCAUCCCACAGCAGCUGGGGUCACUACUACAGCCUUGCAGGCACACGGAACAAAACGUGCAUCGAAACAUCUGGACACAGAAGCCGGCAACCACAAACACCACUGCCCGUCGCCGCGCAAUGCGCGUCGCAAGCAGAGGACGCUGUCGACCAGCGCCGCUGUCGCACAACCCGCCGUGUCCACCGCAGUCACUACCACUAUGGAAACAAAUCAGUGGCCCACUGCCCCCAUUAACAACAUGAAUGCAUUCAUCCUAGGAGUGGGUAUCCCUCAGCAAAUGUCUAUCAUGAGCCCCGUCUCCGCGUUGCCCGCUAUGCCAGGCAUGGCAAGUAUGGCAAGCAUGCAGGGCAUGGCAGGAAUGCCAGGCAUGUUUCCGAUGUACUAUGCACCAGCCACACAUCAACCUAUGCCGUCGACUUCGUCGGCUACAAAUCCACCACAAGGCCAUUUCCAGGCACCAACAAUGAUGAUGUAUGGCCAGCCAAUGUACGGAUCGCCGUUUAUGUACUCGGCGAUAAACCCGCAGAUGUCAUAUCCUAUGCAGCAAACACAAUUGAUGGCACAAUCUAUGCAAUACACUAACAGUAUGAACCCUCUCGGACUAACCAGCAGCAACUACGAAGAGGCCUGUAAGCCCAGUUUAACAUUGAGGCCAGGCAAGUUUACCAGUGUCUGGCGCGACAAGAUAAGAGCAGAAUCUCACAAAUUAGACCAAGGAAGCGGCGAUAGUAACUCUUCAACAAAUGCAUUGAAUCGGGAGUCGGAGGCAAACGAUAGUCAUGCUGGAAACGAGAAGUCAACAAAAUACUCAACAGACAUCAGAUCCUCGUCAAACAGUUACAGCCCUAAGAGUACUGAGGCUGUACCGAAGACGCCUCCCUUGGCCCGUGUGAACAAGCUGGGCAGAGUAGGACAGAGUGAAGAAACUCCCGACAAAACUGAUGGAGAAUCUAGUUAUUCAUCAUUCUACUCAUCCUUCUUUAAGACUGAAUCUGGCAGUGCCGAGGAAAGCGGGGACCCUAAAUUUAAUAAAGACAAGAGAUUUCGGAGUCCAUUGAACGCUUCGUCAUCGUACUACCAACCCAACCCCGUCAAGAAGGUCGCCAGGAGGAAAAUGGAACCACCAUGGAUGGAACAGGUGUGCGUCACAUCGGAGCUGAUCUACAAGUAUCAAGUGCUUACCAAAAAUAUGGAAGAGGUUCUUUCUGCUGACAAGCAAAAAAUGAAGACUCUAGAGCAGCCAUCCCUUGUAAACGAACAACUCGGCCAGUUAUAUUUGGAUCUCCAACUGGAAGGUGUCGCUGCGAGGUUGACUCUUGAGGAGGGUAUCACUAGUUCUAGCAGCUCCGGCGAAGAAACCACCACUACCAAGAGUUCACGCAGGAAGCGCGAGUACAGUAAACUUGUGAUGAUCUACGAAGAGGACGCACCUCUGCCGCCGCCGCCGGAGGGGGAAGUCGAGGGCGAGGCCUCCAGCACCUCCACCUUCUAAACCAACCAGAAUGUUCUAGAAUGCACAUUGAGACCUAGCCAAGGUCCAGUCGCAAGUCCAGGUCACCUAGUUAGUAUUCUUCGUACCAAUGUUGCACAAAUUGUAUCGUGCAACAUAGAUAUAAAGUAAACGCACGAUAAGCGACUAAAUGUUAUAAUUGCGUAGCUAUCAUGCCCAACCAGGCUAACAGGUGACGUAGAAUAAGAUAGAUUUACGCACCAUUUCUUUUUAACCUUUUAAAGGAAAACAAAGAUCUAGUAUAUUACAGUUAUUAUCAAGGAAAUUAUAAAUUAAGAUCUCAUUCGUUUACAAAACUGAUUUAAUAACAAUUCAUGUUUGAAAGAUUUACUUCGAUUUGACAUAUUGGGUUUGUUUCUCUAUUACCAGAUUUUAUUGACUGCCUUUUGCACCAAAUAAACUUUGUAGAUGUAUAUUAUUUGUUAGUGUUGAUUUAAUCGUUCAUCAGAUUUUAUAAGUUUAUGCUAUUUAAUAUUAAGUUGUUCAAAUUAUAAUUAAUUUUUGAUGUGCGUUAGUUAGGGAAUGUUAAGUUAGAGUAAAAUAAAUCUUUAACUGACAAGUUGGGUGGCUUAACAUUCCGAUGUCUGCUUAUGAUGAAAAUGUUUGAUAAAGUAUUAGAAUUGGAUAAAGUAUUAUUUCAAAUUACUUUCUCGUAGAUUUUCAUAGUUGUAACCUUAUGCAUUUACUCGAAUACACAAGACAAUAUUAUUUGAUACUGGCGGCAAUGAGUUCGUGCAUGUUUUGUAAAAUGUGACAGCUUUAAAUAAGUUUAAAAUUAUCCUUUAUUAAAAUAAUAGGUUGCAGUGUCUAUGACACUUAUGUCUCAUCGGAUUGUAUACAUAGUAAAAAUAUCAAAUCUUUCCAAUCUAUUUUGUUGUGAAUUUUACGUUUUGAGUUGGAAAAGUUUCAAUUAGCACGCUUAAAACAGUGAUCUAUUUCUUUUCGAGAAACGCUAAAUUCAUUGCUGCCAGUAUAAUGUCUUGCUAUGUCCUUUUUAGUGCAUUUUUACUCCUAUUUAGCUGGACUGAUAUUAACGUAUAUUAUGUGAUAGGAGAGAGAUGUGUCCGAGAGACUCUCGGACUUUUUAUGUUGUGUUAGAACCAUAUUUUGACUUUAUCGAGUGAUUAUUUUAUAAGGUAGGUUUAGAUGGAGUUUGGGAAAGCUUUUGGUUUCGCACAGUGGUUCUAUAGAGCAACUAUUUACCUCAAUUGACUGUUACAUGCUAAUAAUGAUUGCCAAUAUAUUUUCUAUACAAAUGGAUCAUAUUUUUCUAUAACGACAAAUCUAUACGGGUGCCUUAGAGUGAAAUAGAAAUCAAAAUAUAAAUCGAUCAAUGUUGAAAUUUAUUAUUUAGUUAAUUAUUGGGUUGGUUACUUUUGCAAAGAAGAAAGUUAUGGUUUGUUGACUCAGUUACCGGUAUAUUUAUGAAAUCUACGUAAAUUGUAUUGUGUAGUAGUAAUUAUGUGUCUUUAAAGUUCAUUCCUAAAAUUAAUUUAAUGACAGUGUUACUUUAGUCCAAAUUAAAUUAAUGUAUGUUGUCGCGCUAUGUGUGAUGCUUUAAAAUUUUCGUGUUAUUGUAUAAUUCUAAAUGUUCGUUUACAGGCUUUUAGUGCUUAUUUAAAUUCGAGUCAUUUAUAUGCUUGCAAUGUUUAAUUAAUGGCGACAUUUGUGUUGAUGUGUUAAGUUACCUAUUAUUAUAUUUAAAAUACAUAAAUGUACGUUAUAUCGUUCGUUAAUGUGUGUUAGAUUUAUUUGCAAUUGUGUACGUAAAGUUAUACAAUUUUGGUGUAUGUUAUGUUAGGAUAUAAUUGUAUGUAUGCCCCGAAGAUUGAAACGCAGUUUGACUUUAACACGUUCUUGAUAUGUCUCUCUAACCUUAAAGUUUAUGAGACUGCAAGAAACUUAAAGUCGAUUUUUAAAUAAUUGACGUUUCAGUAUUCGGCUGAUAUAAGAGUAGUUAUAAAACCGGAAUCAUAAACUGAGUUAUUAAAAAUUUACUAAUUUUCAAAAGAAGCAAAAAUUCGAUGAUUAUCAUUAUUGCUCAUUUACCUACAAAGAUUUCUACUUUUGUUAUGUUUAGUUAUUGAGUUAUGAAAGAUUUUCUAUUGUAAGUUUAAUUCGCUAAUAUUAUGACAUUUCUGUGAAAUAAAUGAUUGAAAGUG
Molecule: messenger RNA, 6148 nt
Organism: Trichoplusia ni (cabbage looper)
Lineage: Eukaryota; Metazoa; Arthropoda; Insecta; Lepidoptera; Noctuidae
Gene: per
Product: period circadian protein
Exons: 30
Coding region: 294-3968 (1224 amino acids)
Biological process (GO): entrainment of circadian clock by photoperiod; negative regulation of transcription by RNA polymerase II; circadian regulation of gene expression
Cellular component (GO): nucleus; cytoplasm
Molecular function (GO): transcription corepressor binding; transcription cis-regulatory region binding
Source: RefSeq, a predicted model, not a curated record